GAGCGGGGGCUUCCUCAUGGCACACAUGCGGACCGACAAAAAGUGAAUGGCACUCGCACGCAUAAGUGACACCGAGGCGAGCAGAGAGAGAAGCCGGGCCGAAGCCCACGAAGAGUGGACAGCAUGAACAUGAAACCCGCGGGAGGUUGUUAUAGUUUCCACCCACCGGCGGCUCCGAAAGCCAGUCUUUAGGACUCACCGCAGGUUGAAUUCGCCUCCGUCGGGGAAAGUUCAGCCGUGGCUGUACGAUGGUUGAAAAUGGGUCUCACCUGAACAGCUCCUCGCAGGACCCGAGCCGCCCGCCCUGGGUCACCACAACUUUGGGCUGCUUCCUCAUCUUCACCAUUGUCGUCGACAUCCUGGGCAACCUGCUGGUCAUCUUCUCCGUGUAUCGGAACAAGAAGCUGAGGAACGCAGGUAACAUCUUUGUGGUGAGCCUGGCAGUGGCAGACCUUGUGGUGGCGAUCUACCCGUAUCCUCUGGUCCUCACCUCCAUUUUCCACAAUGGCUGGAACCUGGGUUACGUCCAUUGCCAGAUCAGCGGCUUCCUCAUGGGCGUCAGCGUUAUCGGCUCCAUCUUCAACAUCACCGGCAUCGCCAUCAACCGUUACUGCUACAUCUGUCACAGCCUCAAAUAUGACAAGCUGUACAGCGACAAAAACUCUGUCUGCUAUGUGUUGCUAAUAUGGGCGCUGACUGUUGUGGCCAUUGUGCCCAACCUGUUCGUGGGUUCGCUUCAGUAUGACCCACGAGUUUACUCCUGCACCUUUGAGCAGUCAGCCAGCUCAGCGUACACAAUCGCAGUGGUUUUUUUUCACUUCAUUUUACCUAUCAUGAUUGUCACCUACUGCUACCUGCGUAUUUGGAUAUUGGUCAUACAGGUGAGGAGGAGGGUCAAACCAGACAAUCGACCCAAGCUGACGCCACAUGAUGUUCGAAACUUUGUGACAAUGUUCGUUGUUUUUGUGCUCUUUGCCGUCUGCUGGGCACCUCUCAACUUCAUUGGACUGGCUGUAGCAAUCAAACCAGAGGUGGUGGUUCCCCUUAUCCCUGAGUGGUUAUUUGUGGCCAGCUACUUCAUGGCCUACUUCAACAGCUGCCUUAAUGCCAUCGUGUACGGUGUGCUGAACCAGAACUUCCGACGGGAGUACAAGCGAAUUAUAGUGUCGGUGUGUACAGCUCGCAUCUUCUUCCAGGACAGCUCCAAUGAUGCAGGAGAGAGGCUGAAGAGUAAACCAUCCCCACUCAUGACCAACAAUAAUCAGGUCAAAGUAGAGUCCGUCUGAACCACAGCUCAAAAUGGAUCUCUUUAAAAAAGCUGAGUGACAAAAAUACCAAAUAUAAAUAUCAAACAGUUUCUAUCUUUGAGCUGUCCAGACUCAUAAUGUACGGUGCUAUUUGACCUUUGAACAAUCACAGUAAGAACAAGGGUGCAUAUUAUUUGUCUUUUAUGAAGCACUUUGACCCUGCAGUACCUGUAGUACAGUGAAUAUAUGAUUUCUGUUUUGUUUUCUUGUUUACAGUGAUAAUCUAUAUGUAUCAUGCAUUAUAUAAGUAUUUAUUUUGUAUGAAAUGUUAUGUAGAUAUAUAGUCAGAUAUAUGAGGUUACAGUUGAAUUAAAAAAGAAAAAGAAAAGAGGAUAAUAGGACAUUGCUACAAAACCUGUUGAAAAUAUAACCAGAAGUUUAUAAAUAAAGUUAAGCAACUUUUAAUUUGUGACACCGUAAUACUAAUGGAGUACAAGCAAUAUGGGUUGCUGCUAUCUUAUAAUUUCCUGGCCAGCCAUGCUAAUUCUUUUCUUCUUAGAUGCCAAGACUAAGUCUGGCUCCUCUGGGCUUAGCCUUCAAUUCCAGGGGAUGUGUCAACAGACGCAGAAGAAAUGGCCUAUGGACGCCAUUGGAUAAGCAUACUACCAAUCAGAGAAACAAAACAUGUGGCACAGGCAGAGCGAUAACCAGACUAGUAUCAAUGAAAGAAAUCCAAAAUGGCAUGCAGUGGUGAAUGUUGGUUUGACAGUUAGCUGCCGCCAUCUUGUUUGUUUUUUAAACAGUGGAUAUCUUGGACACUCAGUGCAUAAAGACCACCCUGCCCUGUUGCUAUCUGUUUAAUAGGUUAUGUACCGGUGGAAAUAACCCAUUUCACGAGAGAGAAUUUUUGAGAAGUGAAUAGGUAUGGCUGGCCAGGGUAGUCUUAUACCUUUCAGUACUAUUAUUAGGUGGAACAUUACAUUUAGUAAGGAAGCUCUUUCUGUCCACCUUGUGAGCUCAUUUAAUGUAUGCAUGGAUAUCGAGAAUUGUCUAUUUUCAAAUAAAAAUCAAAUAUUGAUGAUAAACGAUAAGUGGGAUGUAGGGUUUGCUUUAGCGUAGUGGUUUUUUUUAAAUUCACAAAUAAAGGCCAGUUCUGUAACUGGUUUUGAUAAUUCUUAUUUAUUUUGACUU
Messenger RNA from Cololabis saira (Pacific saury), 2438 nucleotides. It is a transcript of the gene mtnr1aa, whose product is annotated as melatonin receptor 1A a. The record is from RefSeq and is a predicted model, not a curated record. The transcript is spliced from 2 exons. Gene Ontology annotation, cellular component: membrane. Lineage: Eukaryota; Metazoa; Chordata; Actinopteri; Beloniformes; Belonidae. Gene Ontology annotation, biological process: G protein-coupled receptor signaling pathway. Gene Ontology annotation, molecular function: melatonin receptor activity. Bases 249 to 1286 code for a protein of 345 amino acids.